Messenger RNA from Closterium sp. NIES-67, 6868 nucleotides. NCBI's taxonomy places the organism in Eukaryota, Viridiplantae, Streptophyta, Zygnematophyceae, Desmidiales, Closteriaceae. The record is from the annotation of a GenBank genome assembly.
UGCAAGGAGCUGAAUCUGUUAGCUGAUGAAGCUUGACAUAACCCGUUGAUCUACUGGAGCCCAGUUGGUCUCACGCCUCUCCGCUUUCUCAGCUCUACGUUAUUCUGUAUCAGCUUUGGGACACGAAAGUCUGAAUAAGCACCUUUAAUUCACAACCCGCGGUCUCACGCCGUUCUAAAGCCCCUCCGCUUGCUCGGUCCUACCAGUCACUAUUGUCACCCUGAGAACACGAAUGGGGGAUUAGCACAAAACCACCGACUUGCUGAGUCGCAUCCAAGACAUGUCACGUCCUUAACUAGCUCGUGCGAGCACGUGAUCGCCUAGCCAUGCACGCACCGGCUUCUCACCUCAGCCUUCACCUGGGACAGCGGUCGUCAAGCAGGAAUCCUCCUGAAAUAGUCUCCAUCAAUCGUCCGACUCUUAGGCCUCUAUACAACUCAUUUCACGUCAGCCAACGGCCUCAGAUAUCCCUUAGCCUCUACUUAUUUCCUGACUCCUUCAUCUCGCCAGUUAUCAACGCGCCAACCGGACAUCCAUUCCGUUCACCAGCACCAGAUCUCUCCGUGCGGGCGUAAAUUCUACACAACGCUCUGUAGCAGCUGUUGCGAGAAACCAUAACCCAGUAGCAGAAAUCACCGGAACAAGUAAUCAAAUCAGAUCAAAUCAAAUCCCUCUUUGUGGGACCUUGUGCUGUAACGUUACACACAUCAACACGCACGGGCCGCCAAGCCACCCUGAUGCAAUCCGCUGUCACCGCGACCAUGAAAGCCAUGAUCCAAGUUCCAGCACCCACCGUCCUGCAAACCUCGUUACCCCUAUCGCUCCACCAACAACCGCAACGUACAGGCACCGUUCAGCCUUCCCGUCAACGCGUGUCCUCAUCCGCCGUUCUCACGAGAAGAUCCCCUGGGAGAAACCGCGGAUUCGGCCCGAGCGACGAGCUUAGAGGCACUCGGGAUGUGCUGUCGCACCGCCUGCUGGGGUUCCCGCUAGGUUCACCAAAGCUGAGGGAUUUUCCACUUUCCCGCCGACAGAGCUAUGGCGGACUAGGAGUUAUUGGACCCGGCUCCGUUCGCUGCUCGCUGCUGGAUGCCAAUGGGAGAAAGCUUCGCCGCAUGUCGGUGGCGCCGGCGGCGGCGCCGGCAGCAGCGCCAGCGCCAGCGUCAGCGUCAGCGUCAUCGUCAGCAUCAGCGCCUGGGCCUGCGUCGUCUCCGUUUUCCGGAAUCUCGCAAUCGUCCGGAACCUCUUCAUGCACGCGCACACGCCGCUCCACACGCCGCCGUGCCUUCCCCGCCGUUGGAUCCCAGGCCCCGGAGCCUCCCAGCCGCAGAUCCCGUAGAACUGAAAUCUCACGGCGGAGCCAAGUCGCAGCGCCUACAGCAUCCCCCGCUGUUCCCGCUCCCGCUCACGGGGAAAAAAGCUUUGUCGCUGGCGCCGUUGGCGCAGGAGGCGGAGGGGGAGGCGGAGGGGGAGGCCCCGCGGCAAGGGGAAAGCGGACCAGGCUUCCGCGGAGAGUCGGCAACGUUGUCAAGCAUGGCACAAUGCUCAGCAGCGACGGGGCGAGUAGCGGCAACGGUGGCAGCAGUAGUAGUGGUAUUAACUGGGGUCAACCUAUCGAGGGUAGAGGAGGAGCGAGCGGGGAUCGCGGCGAGUGGUCCCCCAGCAGCAGCACGGCCGUCGAGGCCUUGAUAUGGAAGGCUGUCGUCGCCGACACGGCUAACGGUUCUAGUGCUUGGAAUGAUGAUGACUCGACCGACUCUACGAACGUCAAAAGUAACGGUUCUUGUAACGGUUUCAUCGGCCGGAACGCCUCGCCGUCUGCGGCUGCCGUCUUGGCUGCCGCCUUCCGGGAUUCCGCCGGCCGUCUGAUCGGUUCGCAGUGGUGGUGGCCGUUACUGGUCGGCGUGAACCUUGGAGUCCGCGGCUCGGAUGCCGCGAUCGGGAGCCAUGCUCGUUCAGUCGGUAAAGCCGGCUACGACGACUAUCAGCACUGGGAUGAUUGGUCCGUGUCUCUCGCGUCAGCGGCAUCCGCGGUCCAGGAACGGCGGGCGGAGAGCACGAACUGGCGGUGGCGUUUGGGGCGAUGGCACGCGGAUAUGGCGCACUGGCGGGGCUGGUGGCGGGAGCAGAUGGGGGAAUGGGGGGCCACGGCUGCAAGUGCGGCGGGAAGUGCGGCGGCGGGAGUGCUCUUGCUGAAUGUGCUCGCGGCGCUUUAUGGAACGAGCACCGUUGCCGCGAAGCUCGUUGACGACCAGCCCGUGUCACUGCCAUCAUCUCUGACGGCCGCCGUCAGGUUCUCCGCCGCGGCCGUCGUCUUCUCGCCCGUCAUCUUCGCUAUCCUGUCGAAGCGGAGCACGCGGAGCUCCCCCCGAGCGGGGGGAGAAGCGGCAAGUUCUCCGCGUAAGGGCGCAGCUGGCGAUGAAGGCGCUGCCGCUGGCGGAAGAGCGGCAAACAACCGAGGGGAAGGCGCGCAGGCGGGGCGCAUGCGGAAGGAGGCGGAGGGGCGUGAGGCGGAGGGUGGUAGGUGGGACAGCGAGUGGUGGCGCGAGGAGGGGGUGAUUCUAGGAGGCAUGGAGCUGGCAGGAUGGAGCUUCCUCGGCUCGCUGCUGCUCCAACACGCCAGCAACACCAACGGCACCAGCGCCGCUCUGCUAUACGCCUUCUCCAUUUGUUUCCUUCCGCUCAUGGAGCUGUCGUCCGGCCGCGCGCUCCACCGCUCCACUCUGCUGGCAGUCGUGGCCGCGCUCCUAGGCAUGGGCGUCCUGGGCGAGCACGGCGCGGGCUGGGCGCUCCCUCUCUCUCUCCCGCAUUUCUCGCUCCACCAAGACGCAGCCGCUGCCGCUGCCGGCGCUCUCACCCUUCCCCUUCCGCGAAGCUUCGACCUGAACUCUCUCCUCGGGUCGCUACUUGCCGCCGCGCAGAUCUUCCGCUCCGAGGCGCUCACCACGCGCUUCGACCCGCUGCGCCUCGCUGCCGUCCAGGCCGGCACGCUCGCGCUGCUAGGCCUCGGCUGGGAAGCCGAGAUUAAAGCCAUCCCGUGGCUCCCGCUGGUGUACGGAGGCGCGGUGGGGUCUGGACUAUGCGUCUGGCUGGAACUAUGCGGAUUAAGGCGCGUUCCGGCGUCCAUAGCUAUGCUGGUGUACACGUCUAUACCCGUUUGGGGCGCUCUGUUGUCGUUUGCGGUGAGGGGGGAAGCGCCCGGGUUCUCGGUUGCGAUGGGGGGAGGGAUGAUAGUGGUGGUGGGUGCGCUGGCGCACUGGCUGCUGGCGGAAGGGGAGAGGGAGAAGGAACGGGAGAGGGAAGAGGAGAGGAGGAGCAGAGAGGGAUUGGAGCAGGAAGGGGUCUCACAGGCAGGAGUCGCACAGGCAGCAGUCGCACAGGGCGCGGGGGAGCGGAGAGCCGGUGCACUGGCGAAUGGGCGCAUUCGGUGGCGCGUGUUGGGGGAUGCGGAAGGGGUGGCAUGGGUGGAGACAGCGGAAAGGACGGAAGAAGCGGAACGAGCGAAAGCAGGGCGGAGGAGGCGAAGUGAAAGCCGAGCGGAGAUAGUGGGAGCAGUUGGGGGGGGGGAGAUGGAGGAGAAAGGAGGGGAGGCAAGAGCGGGUGCAGGUGGAGAGGAGGCGGAAAAGGGAGACGGGAGCAGCAGCAGCAGCGGCGGCGGCACCAGCAGCAGCAGCAGCAGCAGCGGCAGCGGCAGCGGCAGCGGCGGGCAGAUGAGGGAGCAGAUCUCAGUGGCGCUGGUGACGUCGCAGCUCAAGUACCCGUGCUACGCCGUGCAGGCGAAGCGAGUGCUGGUGGAGCUCCAGGUCAACCUCGGCGUGGGCGUCCAUAAGACCCUCGUCAUCUCCCUCCCCUCUCUCUCCCUGCCCUCUCUCCCCUCCCUGCCCUCUCCCCCAUCCCUCCCCUUCUCCUUUCCUCCUCUCUCGUCCCUCCCCUCGCUUCCUCACAUGCCGACUCUCCCCUCCCUGUCCCUGCCGUUUCCGUCCCCAUCCCCAUCCAUCUCGCUCUCCUCCUGGUCCAUCCCCUCUCUCUCCCCCCUACUUGGACCUUCGUCCUAUACCACCACCAUCGCCGCCCGCACCACUCCUUCUCUGUCUCCCGCCUCCGCCUCGCCCCCCCUCUCCUCCGCCUCGCCCCCCCUUUCCUCCGCCUCGCCCCCCCUCUCCUCCGCCCUCUCCUCCACCUCACCCCCCCUCACCUUCGUCUCCUCCCCUUCUCCGCUCACCACCAGCUCCUUAUCCUCCUCUGCCCAUUCCUCGUCUCCCUGCAUCCCUACACCAUCCUCAUCCCCCAUGUCCCCUGCUCCCCUGCCUUUGUCGCUGCAACCAACCCAACCACUCUCCGCCUCUCCCCCCUCGUCGACUACUGGCAGCAGCAGCAGCAGCAGCAGCAGUAAGAAUGGCACCGGUGGUGACGCUGGCAUCGGUGGUAAAAGCAGUGUCAAUAGCAGCGGCAACAGCAGCAGCAGCAGCAGCAGCGGCAGCAGCAGCGACAGCAAUGCUGCCAUCACACUUCCCCUUACGUCUGCAUCAACCAUUCCCACCAUUCCCACGACCACCGCCGCCACACCUGCUUCAUCCCCCCCACCCACAACCACAGCUUCGGUAGCCGCUCCCACCCCUACAGCACUGCCCUCCACCGCAUCCAACCCCACAACAUCCUCCCCCACCACAUCAAGCAAUGCAGUCCCGGCUCUUGACAUACCUCAAAGCUCAGCUGCAGACAGCGGUCCCGAUUCAGCCUUGUUGUGGACGCUCCCAUCCCCAUUGGCGCCACCUCCCAUUGCUGCAUUGCCUCCUGCUGCACCCCAGCCCACGCCAGCAGCUACCAGCAUCACCCAGACUCAGAGUCAACCGCUGACUCUGACCCAGACUCAGAGCGCCCCAGCGUUUCCCCCAUCCUCCACCUCGGCUCCAACAUCCCCUCCCCCUUCUUCCUCUUCCGCCUCGUCUGCCUCGUCCGCCUCAUCCGCCUCGUCCGCGUCUUCCUCUCCCUCCUCCUCCUCCUCUGCUCCCAUGUCCUCGUCUUCUGCACCCGCCAGUCCAUCCCUGUCUGCUUCUUCGGGUCCUGCUUCCACUUCUGUUCCCGCUUCCACUGACAAUUCUAGUGCCAAUGCCACCUCUACCACCCCUACACCUGCCACCUCUGGCAGCAGCCCCAGCACGAGCAGCACCCCUGCCACUGCUUACGCUGCCACUUCUUCCGGCUUGCCUGCUCUCAGCAAUCCAGCGGCGCCCACAGGAGCCCCUGCUGCCAGCACCACCAGCAGUGCCAGCACCAGCAGCACCAGUGGUAGUGGUAACAGCAGCAGCAGCUUGCUCCUGGCAGGGAUUGACCCUACAGCGUCGUCUGCUGGUGUUGCUGCUUCUGCAGCCUUGAGCACUGGCUCCGCUGCCUCUACUGCCUCUACUGCCUCUACUGCCUCCACUGCCUCCACUGCCUCCACUGCCGUCACCGCCGCCACAGCCCCACCCACUUUUGUUCCCCCUUCUACUACCUCCACCGUCUCUCCAGGCAACGCUGCUGGAGCCCCUCUGUCCGCAGCUGCGUCUCUUGCCACCCCCGCUGCAGCAUCAGCUCCAGUAGCAGGCUCUAGUGCUACUGCUGGUUCUCCUGCAGCAGGUGCCCCCAGUGCUGCUGCUCCUGCUGCUAGCCCUGCGCUUGGCACGGGAACAAGUAGCACAGGCUCAUCUCCCACCAACAGCACCAACAGCACCAGCCCGGCCACCAGCAGCACCACGACCACGACCACGACCACCGUCGCCCCUACCAACUCGACUCCCCCAUCUGGGCCAUCACCUGCUCCUCCCUCCGCUGCAGACGCACCACAUGCUUCAGCUGCCAAGGCAUCGUCAUCAGGCUCGUCAGCAGCAGCAACGUCAGCAGGGGAUGGGUCGGGGGCAGCAGCCAUGGCAGCAGCAGGGGCGGUGCAGGCGGUGGAGGCAGAGGCGGAGCUGGGUGCUGCUGCUGCCGGCAUGGCGGAACAGGCCGUGGGAGAGCAGAUGUUGGCAGAGCAGAUGCUGGGAGAGCAGAUGCUGGGAGAGCAGAUGUUGGGGGAAAUUGGGGAGCAAGCAACAGUGCUGGGUGAUCACGUGACUCUGGCUUCUGACCAGCUGCUGGCUCUAGACCCAGCUCUUGCUCUUCCUGAGCUGGUUCUGCCCGAGGCAGUCUCUGAGAGCCUUCCUAGCGUUGCUGAGAAGGUAGCUGAGAACGUGGCCGGGAGUCUCCCCACGAUUGUAGAAGACCUUCCCAAGGUGGCGUUUCAGGGAACAGGUUCGGAGUCCUCUGUAGUAAUGCUGGCGGGUUUGGGGGCUGAGGCUGAGACGGCGCUGGAAGUGGCGGCGUCAGCAACUGCUGCUGCUGCUGCUGCCUUGGCAGCUGAGCUCUCAGGAAGCAUGGACUCGGUGCUGGCGUUGGAAUCGCUAUCGCUAGUGGAGGUCCUUGAUGGUGCUGUGCUCACUGGCGCUGCAGCUGACGUCUCCAGUGCUGUUAUGGUGGCCGAUGUUGGAGCGGAAGCCGCAUCAGCUGCAGUGUCAGCUGUUGCGGCGUCGUCCGGAGCAGCAGCAGCAGCAGCAGCAGAAGCUGCAGCAGCUGUGCCAGCUUCAGCAACUGUGGCUCAACUACUCCCUUUUGGAGCUGGUGGUUCGCUUGUGGAGACGUCGCUGGAGCUCUGGAUGGCGCUCAAUGGCUCCAUGGCCGAGGUAUCACAAGUUAUCGCAGAAGUGCUGCUGUUGGUAUAGUUUGGUGCCGUAAAUAUAGCCCAUUUUCCCUGAGGGCAAGCUCAUUCUAAUGACGAGCACCAUUUUUGGACAUAUUAUAGCGUUUUGCUGUUUGUGCAUGUGCAACUUUUGGAAUGAGAUUGUAUACUUCU